GACCUGUUUGCACUGGGCCUCUAAGCGGAACCAUGCUCAAGUGGUGUCCUGCCUGCUGGAUGCUGGUGCAGAUAAGCAGAUCCUCACGGCCAAAGGAGAGCUGGCUGCCCAGUUGACUUCAAAACCAGACAUCCGGAAGAUUUUGGGAGAGGAAGAAACGGAAUGUCAAGGAGCGAAGGAUUUAAAUUUGCCAAUUGUUGCAAACUACUUGGCCAACCCACCGUUCCCUUACGUUUACACUGAAGAAGCCGUUCCAGCCAGCUUGGCCGAGUCCCAGCACGAAAGCGCUUCCACCUCUCCCGCCUCCCAGGGCGACGCCAGCCCUUGUUCCUCGGCCGGGCGGGCCGAAGGCGUUCGCACACCCCCGUCAUGCCCCACUCCAGAACCUGAAGCCCCGCACGGCCCCGCUGCCCGGCCUCCCGGCAGGGGUCUGUCCCCGCCCGCAGCGCCCGAACAGGCUGUUCCUCUGCAAACCGACACGUCACCGACGGGUCCCGCCCCGACGUUUCAGCCUUUUUUCUUUACUGGAACUUUCCCAUAUAACAUGCAAGAACUUGUGCUUAAGGUGAGAGUCCAGAACCUGAGAGACAAUGACUUCAUUGAAAUUGAACUGGACAGGCAAGAACUGACCUAUCAAGAUCUGCUCAGAGUGAGUUGCUGUGAACUGGGCAUUAAUCCAGAACAAGUAGAGAAGAUAAGAAAAUUACCUAAUACGCUAGUAAGAAAGGACAAGGAUGUUGCCAGACUUCAGGACUUCCAGGAGCUGGAGUUAGUCCUUGUGAAAAGCGACAGCUCUCCUUUCAGGAACGCUGCGUCAACUUUGACGGAGAGACCGUGCUACAACAGCAGAGCAUCGAAGCUGACUUACUGA
This is a messenger RNA of Leptosomus discolor (cuckoo roller), 871 nucleotides long. The record is from RefSeq and is a predicted model, not a curated record. NCBI's taxonomy places the organism in Eukaryota, Metazoa, Chordata, Aves, Leptosomiformes, Leptosomidae.